Messenger RNA from Hirundo rustica (Barn swallow), 8600 nucleotides. It is a transcript of the gene PDE5A, whose product is annotated as phosphodiesterase 5A. Lineage: Eukaryota; Metazoa; Chordata; Aves; Passeriformes; Hirundinidae. Gene Ontology annotation, biological process: signal transduction. Gene Ontology annotation, molecular function: protein binding; 3',5'-cyclic-GMP phosphodiesterase activity. Bases 773 to 3319 code for a protein of 848 amino acids. The transcript is spliced from 23 exons. The record is from RefSeq and is a predicted model, not a curated record.
GAGUUUUUGUAGCUGUGCAGACACAGAAGUCGCUGAAACGUCUGGAGGGACAGCCUCAGCAAGCCUGUGACCUUCUACGACAAACUGGACCAUGGCAAUUCAGAAGGGAUUUAGCUGGGAUUGUUAAACGUGUGCCAAAAAGAGAACUGCCUCUUGGGUUUUUUCAAACAAGUAGCACUAUAUUUGGACUGGAAACAGCCUGUGGAUGAGCAGGAAUAACCAUUAGAAGGCAAGUGAAAAGUUUCAAGCAGAUACUACAGUCAAGGAAGAAACAACUCGAAUGUAUCUGGGCAAGUUUCCAUACUGACUGAAGCAACACUUUUUCCCAUGACAUCAGACUCAAAACAAACAAUAUAUUAUAGUCCAUAUGUUGACUAAGGAAAGCCCAAGCCGUGCAGAGCCAUGCACCAGCCUUCAGAACAGCGACUGAACAAAAGCUGGAUUGCUUGCAAGCCAUGGGAGUUAAUCAAACAAACAAAAAGCCCCAGGUUUUCAGGAUAAGGCACCUGGGUCAGACUUCUCAGCACGAUGAGGUUGUGAAUCCCGAGUGUGAAGAAAGAAGAAGGGAGCUCAGCAAGACUCAGCUGGGAAGAAACAUUCUGAACCUGGUGACAGAGACUUGUGUGCAAGACUGAGAGGUCAGUUCUGUGCUUCACUUCUGGUCUUCGAUGCGUAAUUCCUGGUGUAUGGAGAAGGGAUGCAAAAGUAGAGACAGACAUGGUGCAGUUUAACCUUGCACUUACUGCACUGCUCCACAAAUGAAGUACCAACUAUGCUAAAGGCUACAGAAACACGUGGCCAUGGAAAGCCCCUGCCUCAGAAACCGAACAGUGUGCAACCUCCCAGUGAUGAAAUAGAAAUGGUUAAUGCAUGGUUUGCUGAGAGAGUUCACACCAUCCCCGUCAGCAAGGAGGGAACUAAGUCCCAGAGCGAAGUCUGUGCCUGUCACCAGCCUGCCUGUGCCGAGACCUCCAACUCUGGGACACCAGUGAGGAAAAUCUCCGCUUCUGAAUUUGACAGACCCUUAAGGCCUAUUUUUGUCAAGGACUCGGUAGGAGCAGUGAGCUUCCUCUCUGGCUCUGACAAGAAGGAACAGAUGCCUCUGCAAUCUCCAAGGAUUGAGACGAGUGCAGGGGAUCAGUGCUCGAGACUAUUAGAACUUGUGAAAGAUAUUUCUAGUCACUUAGAUGUCACAGCGCUUUGCCAUAAGAUCUUCCUACACAUCCACGAGCUGAUUGCAGCUGAUCGCUACUCCCUGUUCCUGGUGUGUGAGGACAGCUCAAAUGAGAAGUUUCUCGUGAGCAGGCUGUUUGAUGUGGCAGAAGGAUCCACCCUGGAAGAAGCUUCCAACAACUGCAUCCGCCUGGAGUGGAACAAAGGCAUUGUGGGUCAUGUGGCAGCCAUAGGGCAGCCUCUCAACAUCAAGAAUGCCUAUGAGGAUCCAAGAUUCAAUGCGGAAGUUGACCAGAUCACAGGGUAUAAGACUCAGAGCAUUCUCUGUAUGCCAAUAAAGAAUCACAGGGAAGAGGUUGUUGGUGUGGCUCAAGCAAUCAACAAGAAAUCAGGAAUUGGUGGCACUUUCACUGAACAAGAUGAAAAGGAUUUUGCGGCAUAUUUGGCAUUUUGUGGAAUUGUUCUUCACAACGCUCAGUUGUACGAGACGUCCCUGCUUGAGAACAGGCGCAAUCAGGUGCUUCUUGACCUUGCCAGCCUGAUUUUUGAAGAGCAGCAGUCUUUGGAAGUGAUCCUGAAGAAGAUAGCAGCCACUAUAAUAUCCUUCAUGCAGGUGCACAGCUGUACCAUCUUCAUAGUGGAUGAAGAUUGUCCCGAUACAUUUUCUAGUGUCUUUCACAUGGAAUCUGAGGAAUUAGUGGAUUCAGCUGAAAAUCUGAAGAGGGACUAUGACACAAACAAAAUCAACUACAUGUAUGCUCAGUAUGUCAAGAAUACGAUGGAGCCACUCAACAUCCCAGAUGUCUGCAAAGACAGAAGAUUUCCAUGGACAAAUGACAAUGCAGAAAAUGUAAGUCGGAACAUAAAGAGUUUGCUGUGUACACCAAUAAAAAAUGGGAAAAAGAAUAAAGUGAUAGGGGUUUGCCAGCUUGUGAAUAAGAUGGAAGAAAACUCAGGAAAAAUCAAAGCUUUUAACAGAAAUGAUGAGGAGUUCCUGGAAGCAUUCGUCAUCUUUUGUGGCCUGGGGAUCCAGAACACCCAGAUGUAUGAGGCUGUAGAAAGAGCCAUGGCCAAACAGAUGGUGACAUUAGAGGUUCUCUCUUACCAUGCUUCUGCUGCUGAGGAGGAAACUAGGGAGCUGCAGGUAACAGUGGCUGCUGUAGUGCCAUCUGCACAAACUCUCAACCUGACUGACUUCUACUUCAGUGACUUUGAGCUGUCAGACUUUGAAACAACACUGUGCACAAUUCGAAUGUUCACAGACCUCAACCUGGUGCAAAAUUUCCAAAUGAAACAUGAGGUUCUCUGCAAAUGGAUUUUAAGUGUGAAGAAAAACUAUAGGAAGAACGUUGCUUAUCACAAUUGGAGACACGCCUUUAACACAGCACAGUGCAUGUUUGCUGCUCUGAAAUCUGGGAAAAUUCAGAGCAAACUGACUGACUUAGAAAUGCUGGCUUUGCUGAUAGCAACUCUGAGCCAUGAUCUGGAUCACAGGGGAGUGAACAACUCUUACAUACAAAGAAGCGAACAUCCACUGGCUCAGCUGUAUUGCCACUCAAUCAUGGAGCAUCAUCAUUUCGAUCAAUGCCUUAUGAUCCUGAAUAGUCCAGGAAAUCAGAUUCUCAGCAGCCUUUCCAUUGAAGAAUACAAGGCUACACUGAAAAUGAUAAAGCAAGCCAUUCUUGCCACAGACCUGGCACUAUACAUCAAGAGGAGAGGAGAAUUUUUCGAUCUUCUAAGAAAGAAGCAGUUUAAUUGGGAAGAUCCCUCACAAAAGGAGCUAUUUUUAGCAAUGCUGAUGACUGCUUGUGACUUAUCAGCCAUAACCAAACCAUGGCCAGUUCAACAACGGAUUGCUGAGCUUGUGGCUACUGAGUUCUUUGAUCAAGGAGAUAAAGAGCGCAAGGAACUCAACAUAGAACCCACGGAUCUAAUGAACAGAGAGAAGAAAAACAAAAUUCCCAGCAUGCAGGUUGGAUUCAUAGAUGCUGUUUGUUUGCAGCUGUAUGAGGCCCUAACACACGUGUCAGAGGCCUGCUCCCCUUUGCUGGAUGGCUGCAGAAAAAACAGGCAGAAAUGGCAAGCCUUGGCUGAGCAGCAAGAGAACCUGAUUAAUGGAGAAAGCAACCAAGGCAAACGGAACUGAGAUGCUGAUUUCACCACAAUAAGCUCAAGUUCACGUAGGAGACACGGUAAUAGGGCGAGUACUGCAUUUUGCUAAACACUGUAUGAAUUUGCCUUAUGUUUUGCCACUGCUGUAUUAUUUUUUCCACAUUUCAAGAUAGAGCAUGACCGUGUAGAUGCCAAGAUUAUCUGAAGACAGUAUAUUUCUUUCAUUACAUCUGACUGAGAUGGAAGAAGACCUGCAGGGGUGGUUUUUGCUACCCCACCCCACAAGAAGGUACUGGGGCAGGCACUGACUCUGCCCGAGAGCCUGUUGUUUUACAGAUGUACAUAGUUGUUUAGUGACCGUGUUGUGGCCAGUAUCUGAAAGACUAUUGCAUUUUGCACCUUUUCCCUCCCUCUUCCGACCUUGCUGUUAUAAAAGUAUUGAGCAGUCUUGCCUGUUCUCUUUCCAGAGGUUCAGAGGAAAGAUUGGGACUCACUCUGGGGAGCCCAUUCCAGCAUAAACUAUUGCUAACCUCUCUCAGGAAGCAGAACUGGGCUCUGAGGUGAAAAGCCCCAAAAUCUGUGCAGCCAGUAGAGUUUGGGUUUUUUCCAUAUUAGAUGGAUGUCUUAGCAAAUGUGUUAUUCCAGCUGAAGAAAUUUCUAAGACCCCUGUGAAUUACUAGGCAACGGGAGUCUUAAGGGUCUUGUGGUAGAGGUGUCUGGCUUAUCCAUGCCCCAUGGAAACUGCUUGAAGAUCGCUGAAAUGUGCCAGCAGAACUGACAGGCUGCCCUGGAAGAAUGGCUCCCAUAGAAAGCUGCAUGGAGCACCCAGAUAAACGGAAACAAAACAGGAUUGGUUUUGUACCUUGGUUUUUAACUUCCUUUGGAAGCUGAUUUUCAUAUCAUCUAACCAACAGACUGGAUCACAGGCAGAAGAGAAUGACUGCAAGAGCAAGAGGUGAAAAGCUGAAUCAGAAUAAUGCAGGAAGGGCAUGCUCCUGGUGACCAUCUGUGACUGAUUCUUCAGGCCAGUGUUACUAUGAAAUGGCUAUGACCACUUAGAAGAACGUUUUAUGUUAACAUCUCUUAAAAAUAAUUUUUAACAUCAGCUAAAAAUGAUUAAUCAUAGUGUCUUGAAGAAAUAGGAAAAAAUAAUACCAAAACCAGAAAUAGCCAAGAGUGCUACAGGGAUUUGUCAUUUGUGAGGCAUUAAUGUUCUGAAAAGUAAGAAAUCAAUUAACUUGCACUAGUUAAAAAAAUAAAAAAAGUAUGUAUCAUUUAAAUGAAGAUGAUUAAUAAAGUGGUUUUGAAUAGGGAACCAAUUAAAGAAAAUAUAAACAUUGGAAAAUCCCAAAAGAGAAAUAUAAGGAGAGUACUAUUCUUUAGGAGUCAGCAGUCUAAAUGCAUUAGCAGCACAUGCAGAGAAUGUCAGCAGUCUAAAAUGCAUUAGCAGCACAUGUAACUUUGGCUGCACAGAGACACAAAAAAUGUUCCAGUUUUUUAAUCUGUAAUAACGAUUUUUUAGUUAAAAUCAGCAUCUGUAUUUGGCAAAAGCAGCACAUUUGGCAUUGCAUUUUGAAAUCUGGGAAUUUAGUUCUAUCACAAUAAUCCAAGAAAUUCUAGUUGGAAACUGCAAUAAAUUCUUUUUCCCAGGAGAUUGUCAAUCCAACUUGUAAGAGCUGGUCAGAAAGACUGGGAAAACUCCCCCCUUUUUAUCAAUUUCUUUUAGAUAAACGAUGCCAGAAACUAAGAAAAGAUGAAACAAAUGUUUCAAAAUGUUUGAUAAAAGUGACUUACAGAGUUGAUUUUUUUUUAAAUGUAGAACAAGGUAUUCUGACAGUCAGCAACAUUUCUGCCACCCUAAAUUAUUUGUCACUGAUUAAGUCCUAUCUCAAACCUCUCUAGUGAGCACCAAUAAUAAAUUGUUGCAGCUGUGAACUUGAAAACAUUUUUCUAUAGAAGAAUUUAUCCUUAUUCCAUCUCAACAAAUUAAAAAAAAAAGUAGGGAUUUCAACACUGACUAAGAAUUCCAGGACUGCCACUUUGCAGUACUCCAUAUGUGUAUUUUUAUGCAUACACAGUAUGCAGGUGACAGCAGCAUUCCCCCACCCUGACACAAACCCACGCCCAUCCCCCUCCAAAAAAGUUUUAGCUACUUUUUGAUAAAUAGAAAACUUUGCUUCAGGAGUUGCAUAGUCCUUGUGUAGUCUUUUCCUUGAGUGCUUGAGAUACUGAAAUAUAAUUAUGCUAGCUGAUGAGAUACAUAUUUAAUAUAAAUACAAAUAAAAUAUAUGUAUAUAAAGGUCUAUUCUUGCUAUUAUGGUUGAGACUAGUAACUCAUGGUGACAACACAGCAGAUAACUAUGAUGAUAUCACGGUGUAGUGAUGUAACUUUGACAUUAAUAUUCCAGUAUUUCUUUGCUAUAUUGUGUGUUCAGCAAAGCUUUAUUACAACUAAAUUUAUAAAUGUUACAAAGGAGUGCUGGAUUCAUAUCUUUGACUUGAAAAAAAGGGCAUGAUGUUACAUUUUUUUAAAAGGUUCACUUAUAAUGAACAGUUAUUCAGUAUGAGCAUAUAUUUAAUUACAUAUUUAAUACACAUUUACACAAUUACAUUAUUUAAUACACAUUUAUGCCACAGAAUCUCUUCCACUAUAAAUGCUGGAACAUAAAUAUAAAUACAGUUCCUAGUAAAUAAAUAUUUAAAUAUCAUAACACACCUGUAUCUGUAUAUAUUUCUACAAAACCAAAGCCUUUAAACUACUGGUUUAAGAACCUUAAAAGCAUAGAGUGCUGUGUAUUUCAUGAAAUUCAAAGCUUUUACGUAGUGUUUUACUCUGCCUGAAGGCAAAAUCAGAAUGUGCUGGUUUUAUGCCAUGGCUUUUUUUGAAUCACUUGCAGAAACUACUCCUUCCUUUCAUAAUGUAGAUAGGGGACAAUAAGGGAAAAAAAAAAUAACCCAAACCCAGCCUGGCUACAGGUUUGCUGCUUGAAGUUCACUGUCUUAGAAUUCAACAUUUUCAAAGCCAGCUGGUGGAUUUCAUCCACACAGCUGUCAAUCAUCUGUCAUUAAUUUCAUAAUGAGCUGCAUAUCUCAUUAUUUCAGUCAGCUCUCAAACACCUUCCCCCCAGUUUAUAUUGUUGAUGUGUAACAAUCAGUGUGGCUUACAAAAGAAACCAGCUGAAAUGGAGUUUAUUGCUUUGUCAGUUCAGCCUUGAGUCCAUUGAAACCACUGUCACAUUUUUAUUUAAAUCUCUGGGUACAAGAAUUUGUCCCACUAAUUCUUAAUACUCCUCUCAAUGAAGACAACAAAGUUAGUAUCCUACUUGAUCUCAGAUACAAACACCUUUCCUUUCAAACUCACUCCACUGCACAGUUUAAUGCUUUAAUGCACAGUAAAAUGCACUUUUAUUUCUCCAUUUGUUCUGAAAAGAAUUACUUGUGUUAACAUACACAAGAUUACUGAUUAACCCUUAAAAUCUUCUAAUUCCAAAUAACAGUGAGGCUCUUGAGCUGUAGGUACCAUUUCUUUUCCAAGAAAUUAGCCACACAUGCAAUAUUAGCUGUACAAGGCCUAGGCUUUCUGUUAUCUCACACAGUUAAAGAAAGUGGGGGAGAAAUAACAUAAUGCUGAUUUUGGAGAUGGUGUUCAUUUUUACUCAGAAGCAGUUUAUAGUUAAGAGCAGCUUACUCAUAUCUUCACAGAGCACAUGUACAAGUGAGCUACUGAUAAAAGGAAACAAUUAAUAUCACUGAAGAUCAGCUGAUUUCUCCUUAGAAGAGAGAACCAAAGCCCUUUUCUAUGCAUCACCCCCUGAUAAUUUCAUGCAUCUUUUGAAUUCCAGCCCAAUACAUUUUACCUGGUAGUGGCAUGAACUGACAAAUUGAGGGCACUUACCUAAUUCACGCAUAAGGUUUGUCAAAAUUACCAGAUGAUAACUGAUUUUCCAACCCAUUAUACAGAAAGAUAAUGAAGAAUCAGAUCUAGGCCAUUAAAAUUAGAGGAGUGAUCCAGCUGCUGUUCCUUCCAGUUAUGCAAAAGAACCUAGCAAAGACCUUUUAUGGAAAAAAAAUUGCCUCACUUAUAAUAAAUUCACAUGUUUUUAAAGGUUUUAUAAAGCUCUCAUAUUUCAAGCAAAUUUAUACAGUCGUAUUUGUUCAGAGUCUUAUCUCUUGUGAUGCUGCAAGUUUUUUUCUUCAUGCAGUUUACAUUCCACGAGGUUUCAGCUUUAUGUCCCAGUUCCCUGCUAUACUUUUUCAGGGGCCUGCACCAAUGAGUUUGGCCAGAGUAUGGUAAAUAAUGAGGGCUGAGGUUUUUGGUUUGGACUCUGACAGGAAGAAGAAACAUCACAGAAUCUAUCCUGGUAAUUCGUGACACUUGCUAAAUGCAGCAAAUUGUGACAGCAAGAUAUUUUAUCUUGGUCUUUGCGAGGUGAAUGGAAAUUGCUCAGGAAAAUUCUUUUCCACAAAGGGAAGGGUAUGUCUGUAGAGAAAGUCACAUCUGAGUACCAGUGUUUGUAAAUGUCUAUUUAUGUGACAAUGCUCUGUAAUUGCUGGUUCCCGCUAACUCCCACAGCACGAGCUUGGCACGCCUCGCAUGUGCUCAGAUGCUCAGUGGAAGUCAAUAUUGUGACUCCCAUUUACCUCAGGGGGAGCUGGGUUGAGCUGUACAGAAAGUAAAAGAAUGGGUCAAAUCCACCUUCUUUUUACCUGGAAAGAGGAACCAAACCCUUACCCUUGGUGACAGCUGCCUCACCUGCUCUUUGCUAGUUCAGCUAAUUCCCAGUGAUGUCCAAGGUACCUUACAGGUGGAACUGAAGUUAGAAUUUGAGUCCUCUUUGUAUUCACAUGGCAGACAGCUGCAUGUGUCUCUUAAAGAAUGUAGUUUGAAAUGCACUGUAAAUAGUUUUAACAUACUUUCCUAUUAUAGUUUAAUAAAAACCUUAAACACACAUACUAGUCACUGAGUUUAUCCAUUUGUAUUCUAUCUUUUCAAAAUACCUGAACAAAUAUAUAGUUUCUGGGCACAGUAUUUUUGUACUAGGUUAAGGGGUUUCUCUGUAUAUUAUGUUUUGCCUUUAAGCAGUAUUAAAGUCACCUGAAUGUUACGUGUUCUGUCCUGCUUCUGUCCUAUGGCUUCUUAGAGUAAAGCUAGUUACGUGACUUAAGAGAAUCAUUAGCCCUACUUAUUGUACAGCUGCUAGAGAACAUAAGGGUCAGCUUAUUUUCUGUGGUCAGACUUCUGCUUAUUACUUACUUCCUCAUUCUUCUCUUUGUACUGUUUUCAUGCUUUUUAAAAUAAAAAGGAUUAUGUCAAA